Molecule: messenger RNA, 2099 nt
Organism: Pimephales promelas (fathead minnow)
Lineage: Eukaryota; Metazoa; Chordata; Actinopteri; Cypriniformes; Leuciscidae
Gene: ano10b
Product: anoctamin 10b
Biological process (GO): chloride transmembrane transport
Cellular component (GO): plasma membrane
Molecular function (GO): chloride channel activity
Source: RefSeq, a predicted model, not a curated record
AAAAAUGAAAAUGUCCCUCCACACCCUAAAGGCUGGGAGGAGAAAGUGAGAAACGUUCGUCUGCGUUCCUGUUCUCUCCUAGUAAACCAGCGAAUGGAUUGGCUCUGAACAGGGACACUGGAAGGGUUGUGAACAUCAACAACACACACAAGCGCACCGAGAGAAGGUCCUGCCGUUGACAGUUCCACAGGGACACCAUGACGUCCCAGAAGGACCCUCAAGGGGAAUUUUCAACCCUGACCAAGGUGACAGGGCCCUGCUCCUGGUCACGGGUCAGUUGUCCCUGCUGUAUCUCCAGCCACAUAGAGCCUUUGGUUCUGAUCCAGCUUGCCGAGAAUGUCCAGCCCAUCACCAAACAGUGGAUCAUGUCCAUGAUAUCUGCACCUGUGAAGGCUGGAGGGGCUCAGCUGUUAGUUCACCCCGGAGAGGACAUGAAAGGGGAUAUGAUAGUUGUGGCUGCCCCUCGAUGUACCCUUCUUAGGGUGACUGAGGACCUUGGCCUCUGCAAAACCUAUCAAGAUGGAAACAUGACGGCCUUCUCUUUUGAUGACCGUGACAACUUUUGCAACAUUGAUGACAUGAAGAAGUUCCUGACGCUGGCAGAGAGGCAGUAUAUAGUCAAAUAUGAAUUGGAUUCCAUGAGAGCCAUGGAGGACCAGCGAAUCCCAGGAAUCCCAACACCCAAGGGGAAGUUGAAAGCCAGAGUGAGCAUCUUACAGAAGCUGGAGAAAGCAGGCGUGAUCCGUAACAUCACCCCUCUUCAUGAUCAGAAGCUUCUGACGGCUCUAGGGAAGCAGUGGUACUCUCAGAAGAGUCUGUGGGGACAGCCUUUAGACUCCAUCCAUGCUUAUUUUGGUGGCACUAUAGCCUAUUACUUCAGCUUCUUGGACUACUACACUUUGUCGUUGUUUCCUCCAGCCAUUCUGGGCCUUUUCAUUACCUUUUUCCUCCCAAGUGCAAACUUCUCCAGUGGAAAUAAAACCGACAGCGAGCCGACAGCACUGAAGGAUGACGAUGACCACCCCUCGGUCAGCUCCUACAUGGUGCAGGCAGUCUUCAGCAUGCUGUGGUCCACGAUAUUCAUGGAGCUGUGGAAGAGGAGGAGUGCGGCCUUAUCCUAUCGCUGGGGCACUUUCAAUUUAGCCGAACAAUUCCAAGAGCCCCGGCCGGGUUUCCAUGGAGAACUCGGCACCAAUCCGGUCACAGGUAGACUGGAGCCGCUGUUUCCCGAUUGGAAGAGGAGGCUUAGGAUGGGUCUGGUCUCAGUUCCCGUGGUUGGGGUGUUUUUGGGUCUGGUGGUCAUGGGGAUGGCAGGUUUCUAUUUCUGUGAGCGCCUGGUCUCAAACUGGCACAAAGAAUCUGGAUCAUACUUCACUGCACCCUUGGUAUAUGUUCCUUCCAUAGCCCAUAUAGUCUACACCAACGUGCUGGGGAAUAUAUAUCGUAACGUGGCCCUGCAGUUAACAGAAUCAGAAAAUCAUAGGGAGGAAUCAUCUUUUGACUAUCAUCAUACGACCAAAGUCCUUGUGUUCACCUUUUUCAAUAACUUUGCUGUGUUGUUCCACAUUGCCUUCUUCAAAGAGGACAUGCCUCUACUGCGCAAGAGACUGUCCUCCCUUCUGAUCGUGACUCAGGUAGUGAAUCAGUUCACUGAGGUGGUGGUUCCUUUCCUGGUGGACCGCUUCCUCACAUCUGCAGACAGGAACCUGAAGGAAGAUGAUCCAGAGGUGGACCAUCUCCAGGCUCAAGGCAGCCUGCCAGCUUUCCCAGGGCUGUUUGCGGAGUACAUCGAGCUGCUUGUUCAGUUUGGCUACUUGAGUCUUUUCUCUUGCGUCUAUCCUCUCACCGCCCCUCUGUUACUGCUCAACAACUUCACAGAGAUCCGCACAGAUGCCUACAAGCUCUGCAAACUCUUCAACAAGCCCUUCUCUGCCCCUGUGGCCAACAUGGGAGUAUGGCAGCUGGCGUUUGAGGUGCUGAGCUUCAUCUCGGUCGUGUCUAACUGCUGGCUGUUGCUUCUGUCUCCACGUGUGAAGGAACUCACACAGGAAGCCGGCCUCAGCAGCAGCCAAAUUCUAGUCAUUGCCGUCAUUGUGGAG